Molecule: messenger RNA, 1746 nt
Organism: Oncorhynchus kisutch (coho salmon)
Lineage: Eukaryota; Metazoa; Chordata; Actinopteri; Salmoniformes; Salmonidae
Product: piggyBac transposable element-derived protein 4-like
Exons: 3
Coding region: 1057-1737 (226 amino acids)
Source: RefSeq, a predicted model, not a curated record
UGACCAACGUGGUGGUGUGCUAGCAAACAUAAAACCGAUUCAUUGAAGCGUUUUAGACCAAUUUGUUGUAUAUUACUCUUCGUGUUUUGAACAUACUUCUGUUUACCUAUCUACUAGCUAAUUUCAACGUAAUUUGCUUGUGAAAUUAGCAACAUUGAUACAGCAUUUGGCUAAUCUCCCGGAGCAUAAACUCACUAAGCAAGACGGAGAAAGAAGCUUUCAGAAUGAAAAAGGAGAAAGAUGCCAUAACAUUGAAAUUAGAGAAUGUAGUGAAAAAAGAGGACGAACAUUUUGGAGUGAAAGAGGAGGCUAUCUCAGUAAAAGAGGAGAAGAAAGACGUUUUGGGAGUGAAAAAGGAGGAGGAGGAGACUGAACAUCCGAUUACCACCAGAGGAAAACCGAACUUGGAGGAACCAGAGACGUCCAAACCAGCAAGACGACACCUCUGCUCCCAGAUUGGAAAGAGUUUUACCAAGUUAGGAAGCCUGAACAGACGAGGAGACUCACACUGAAGAUGGGGAAAGUGACACAGAACUACUACAGGACGAAGACGAGUCACUGAGCGAACACAGCUUUGACUCCCAGACGGAAGAUAUGUUUCUACAUGGCGAGGACAUGGUUUUGGACUGUGCCAGGGACUCGGAUGAACAAUGGGAACCCACAAUGUCAAGAUGUCCAUCCCCCACUAAUUCAGACGCUGAAGCUGGUUCAUCCAGCCGGACCCCUGCUGCCUCCGGCUCCACACCUUCCCCCGCCCGGCCAUCUAGAGGUGUGAAGAAGCCAGCCCAGAAGCGGAGGAGGGCCAGUGAACCAGCGACAACUACCAUCGAGGCAGAGGACCGUUGGCACACUGUGCUAGAAGAUGAUGUUGAAUCACUUCCACCAACAUUUAGACCGAACAGGCAGCCAGGACCUCAGCUGGACAUGACUGCAGAGUACAGAGUUUCAGCCCAACCAGAACCUGUCCAUAGAUGAGAGGAUGGUAGCCUCAAAGGUUAGAAUUGGCCUCAAACAACAUAUGUGUAACAAGCUCUUUGUUUUGUUUUGGCCGAUUCUAUGUGUGCCUACACUUGGAAUUUGUUUGUUUGUGAGGGGGAAAGCAGUUUUGCGACCGGUAAGGGACUCAGUUAUGAUUCCGUUAUGGAGUUGUUGGAUUUUCAACUGCUGGGGAAGGGCUACAAACUGUUUAUGGACAACUUCUACACAAGGCCUACCCUGUUCACAGACCUGAGGAAGCAGGAUGUGUGGGCUUGUGGCACCAUCCGUACCAACAGACAGGGCUUUCCGAAAACCAAGGUGAAUGACAUGCCUAAGAGGGCUGAUCGGGGGACCAUGCGAUGGAUUCGUAAACAUGACCUGCUCUUUGUUAAGUGGAUGGAUGCCAGAGAGGUGGUCAUGUGCUCCAGUAUCCACAAAUCCUUCAGUGGCGAUCACGUCAACAGGCGUGUGAAGGAUGCCAAUGGUGCAUGGGCCACAAAAAGGGUCCCCAUUCCUGCUGCUAUAAAGGAUUACAACAAGAGCAUGGGAGGUGUAGACCAGUCAGACGCUCUGAUAAUAGGCUACAAUAAUGUUCUUCACAAGACAAUGAAAUGGUACAGGACAUUGUUCUAUCACUUCAUUGACAUUGCUGUGAUGAAUGCCUUCAUCCUCCAGAAGGAAAUGGCUCAGAGCUGUGGACAGCCCCCCAUCUCACAGCUAGCCUUCAGAGAGCUGCUCAGCCCCCCAUCUCACAGCUAGCCUUCAGAG